Ixodes scapularis (black-legged tick) is the source of this 1242-nucleotide messenger RNA. Its product is annotated as ras-related protein Rab-18-B. The transcript is spliced from 7 exons. Gene Ontology annotation, molecular function: GTP binding; GTPase activity. Lineage: Eukaryota; Metazoa; Arthropoda; Arachnida; Ixodida; Ixodidae. The coding region runs from base 157 to 762 and encodes 201 amino acids. The record is from RefSeq and is a predicted model, not a curated record.
UGUGUAAAGAAGCGUGUAAAGAGUCCUGAGUCAUCGGAUCAUCUGAUCACCUACCCAGCUACCCGUGCACUGCAUGCGCCGUCUGUUUACAUCGUUCCGCACAUCUACUGCUGGGGGGUGCCAAAAUUUUCGGCAGAAGCGCCUUGCCGUGCCGCUAUGGAUGACGACGGUGUCCUCACAACGCUCAAAAUCCUCAUCAUCGGUGAAAGCAACGUUGGCAAAUCGAGUUUAUUACUACGAUUCACAGACGACGUUUUCGACCCCAGCUUAGCAGCCACAAUAGGGGUAGACUUCAAGGUGAAAACAGUAACUGUUGAUGGGAACAAAGCAAAGCUGGCCAUAUGGGACACCGCUGGUUCGGAAAGGUUUCGCACAUUGACGCCAAGCUAUUAUAGAGGAGCUCAGGGAGCCAUCUUGGUGUACGACGUCUCCAACCACAACACGUUUCUGAAGCUGGACCACUGGCUUGCGGAGCUGGAGACAUACUGCACCCGGUCCAAUGUGGUCAAGAUGUUAGUGGGAAACAAGAUUGACAGACACGAGAGCAGGGUGGUGUCCAAGGAGCAGGGCAUGAACUAUGCCCGGAAGCAUUCCAUGCUCUUCAUUGAAGCCAGUGCCAAGACCAAGGACGGGGUCCAGUGUGCCUUCGAGGAGCUCGUCGAGAAGAUCAUCCAGACGCCAGGGCUCUGGGAAAACCUGCGGCCGGACAGUAUCCGCCUGGGCGAACGGGGUCCCAAGUCUGGCAGCUGGUGCUACUGCUGACCGGGUGUGGUGCCCUCGUGACAGCGCGGACACUGUUCGACAACGGGUGUAGAUAUUUAUGCGGGGCCCAGCAGCACCGCUGCGCCAGAGGGCCCAGUGUGGACUGUCGUGGACGACUGGCGCGGGCACAGGCUUUUUAAACAUCGACGAAAGUUGAAAAGGAGUUCCUCCACCACGUUUGGUUGUUUCGUUUACACUUAUUUACUCUUGCUUGCUGGGGAUCACCAAAGAACAGGGGUGGGAGGGGAUGGGGAUGUUGACAAUAUUGACGCUUUUUUGUUUUGUUCUUUUUGCAUAAUAAUUAAUAAAGUUUGAAGGUGAUUUUUAUGCUGCAGAGCUCGCUCCCACGUGCUUCAAGCCGCGAUCCGCCUGCUUUGUGAUGGACGUCACCAAAUGUCUGCGCUCCUGUACGAUAACUGUACAAAUGGAAGUAGAUUUUUAUUGUUGAUAGUCGAAAAUAAACCUUCAAUUCCGAAUGUU